Messenger RNA from Dermacentor silvarum, 1612 nucleotides. RefSeq names its product palmitoyltransferase ZDHHC20. The record is from RefSeq and is a predicted model, not a curated record. Bases 1 to 897 code for a protein of 298 amino acids. Gene Ontology annotation, biological process: protein targeting to membrane; peptidyl-L-cysteine S-palmitoylation; synaptic vesicle maturation. The transcript has 2 exons. NCBI's taxonomy places the organism in Eukaryota, Metazoa, Arthropoda, Arachnida, Ixodida, Ixodidae. Gene Ontology annotation, molecular function: protein-cysteine S-palmitoyltransferase activity. Gene Ontology annotation, cellular component: endoplasmic reticulum; Golgi apparatus.
AUGUCCGGCAUCACAGAGUGCAUCGACUGGCUUCCCGUGGUGGGCGGCUGGCUGGUGAAGGCGUGGGGCUACUACGCCUACGUGAUCGUGUUUUGCGGCUCCGUGGUGCACGACGACGUGGUGCGGUUCGCCUUUAUCGUGGGCUUCCACGUGCUGCUGGCGCUGCUGCUAUGGUCCGAGCUGGCCACCAUCGUCACCCCCGUGCCGUCCGUGCCUGCCUACUUCACCCUGAGCGAGCUGGACCUGCGGCUGCUGCAGGAGGCGCGCACCGAGGAGCAGCGCAAGGGUUUCCUCGAGAUUCUGGGCCGCCAGCGCGGCGUCCUCACCCGGGGUCUGGACGGCGCCGUGCGCUACUGCGAGGUGUGCCGACGCAUCAAGCCCGACCGGGCGCACCACUGCUCCGUGUGCCGGCGCUGCGUGCUCAAGAUGGACCACCACUGCCCGUGGUUCAACAACUGUGUCUGCUUCAGCACCUACAAGGCAUUCCUGCUGGCCAACCUGUACGUCAUCCUGUUGUGCACGUACGCGCUCUUCACGGCCGGAAGCCACUUCCGCCAGGUGCCCUGGAACCACUGGCGUGUCACUGGGCCCGCGGUACAGGUCGCCACCAUGGUUGUCGUGGCGGUGGCCUUCUCCGUGUCCGUUGGCUCCUUCUUCCACUUCCACGUCACGCUGUUGGCGCUCAACCGGACCACGCUGGAGUCGCUGCGCAGCCCACUGUUCGUGGACAAAGGCGACACGUUCAACAUCGGCUGCAGCAACAACUUCGUCGAGGUGUUCGGCCGCAGUCGGCUUCUGUGGCUGUUCCCCGUGUUCACUAGCCUGGGCGACGGCUCGCGCUUCCCCACCAAGCUGCACCCGCACAAUCGCGAGCACUUCCGGCCUGGCGCCGUUUAAAUUGCGGUCUCCUCUACGCGGCGCGCAUGCUGACACGCAAAGUGUCUCAGUGAAGCCAAAGCCCUGCCCAUAAAACAUUCCGCCGUCGUAUCGUGGGUGAUGUUGGGAGGCUUCGUUGCCGCGUGCUUUCUCGACUGUGCGCACGUCAUCUUCGCUGGAAGUGAGAAACAUCCUACGUCACAUCCAACUGCUCUGAAUGUUGUACCGUAAAUUGCUUGUAUCGUGCCCGUUGUAUGAAUAAUAACCUAUAGAUAAGCACGCUCGUAACAAUAAUUGUGAUGCAAUGAUAUAAGAAUUUACUGUAUGCCCUAGCUCUUUGUUCCUGAGUAAUAUUUUAUGGAACUUUCGAAGAAGACAAACAUUUUCGGGACUUUCAUUUUCUGAGCUACCUCGAACGUAGUCAUACAGGUGCGUGUUAUUAACAAGCCAACGCUGAUGCAAGAAUACAGAAGAAAAAGGCGCGCGCACGGUAUUUAACGAUGAAACUUAUGGGGACGUGGCAAAUUAUCUGGCAGCUUGUUUAACCUUUGAGCUGUAGCACAGGGCCGUAGCACCAUGUCAAGUUCAAACUUUUGCGUCCCAGGAGCUCGUGAUUUGUGUCUGCAGUCAUUGCUGGUGGGGCAAAACACACAACGCCAAAUUUGAUGUGUAAGCAGCACUCUUUGUGAUAGCAUAUAGGUGUCCUCUGGCCACAGCAUGUGGGAUAAUAUAGCUG